Messenger RNA from Paramacrobiotus metropolitanus, 2055 nucleotides. RefSeq lists its product as uncharacterized. The transcript is spliced from 4 exons. The coding region runs from base 151 to 1956 and encodes 601 amino acids. The record is from RefSeq and is a predicted model, not a curated record. Lineage: Eukaryota; Metazoa; Tardigrada; Eutardigrada; Parachela; Macrobiotidae.
CAUGAUGUUUCUGCUGCAAGCUAAUAACUGGUGUGCAAUGGUAACCGAGUUUAAUGUAAAAUAUAUCAAAUGCAUAAUUUCAAAUCCAUUUCGUGCGAAUACUACGACUGCGAAAAUAUAUACUAGCGGUUAACCUAAAAAUAUUUCAGAAUGUACCAUGUAGUCAAAUGUAUUGUGCCGCUCUUUGUGGUGCUUUUGAUGAUUUCUGUAGUAGCAGACGCAAAAGUUUUUGGAGCUUUGGGAUGCUGGCGCGAUCAUCCAUCAACCAAAGCAGCGUUCAGAACAGGCGUUGACGUUAUCAAAGACUUUUUGGAUGCCACCGAUGCCAAACAACCAGGAAGUUUACUGCUACUCAUAAACGAUAUAAUAUGGCCAACUAAAGAUGUGCCUGAAGAUAAUAUGUAUUGCUUUGACGAGGAAUUUCAUGGAGCUGUCCAGCUGGAAGACAGGAGAACGUAUUCAGUCCAGCUGGAAGAGUACAGAGCAACGAUCAAACAAAUCCUGAAUAUCACGUCUCGAAAUCCUCGAAAUGCAACUCUAUUAGGCCGAUUCAAAAAUUUUCAUGUAAAGAUUUCUGGCACAUCGAGUACGUUUUUCAAGGUCCACGAGAUCGAAAAAUCAUCGCUAUACUUUCGAGAAUAUUCAUUACUGCUUUUGGGCAGUCUUGCAGAAUACUUGAAUUUUUGCCGCUUUGGUAGCUGUUCGCCAGUGGAAAUGGAUAGAUGGAGUAAAACACUGGAAACCACUUGCUACAUUCUUGCAAAAUUUUCGUAUUGGUUUAUCAAGUACCUGCCAAAGAAGCUGGCCGAUGCUCUGGUGUUCGAUUCGCAAAAGCUUGAUAUGGGACAACUCGGACUCGUUAACCGAAUCAACGGUAGAAGGCUCAGCGAUUAUGACGAAAAGUUGUCAAAAUGUGGAGCAAAUGAUAACAACAACUGUAACGACUAUUCUCUGGGAGCCCUGAAAGCAGCUAGAAUCACGUUUAGAAUAAAAGCGGAAGAGUACUGGAAGGAUCUGCUAUACGAUUUCCGCACGACCUUAUUUAAAGGCUACUGCACCGCAUCACCGUGCCGCCACGAUCGCUAUCAAGAGUUUUUCAUUAAGGCCGGAGAACUGAUUGCACUGCAGUAUCAAGCUUCAAACGGAGAAAAUAAUAAGUUCUGUAGCAAUAAUUACUGCUCGACUAUGUGGAUGAGUACAGCUGGAUACAAGGAUUACGCGUAUUACCGGCAGUGCCUCGGCGACAAUAAUCUUAAUCUUGACCAGUCGUUGUGCACCGAUGAUAAUUGGAAAAUUUGCAACGCUCAGGGCAGUUGCGAUGGGAAAUCCAUUCUUCGCAACCGCGACUUUCCAGUAGCAUUGCAGUCGGCUGCAAACGGGAAAUGCCUUGACUGCUCCACACAUUCCGCUUGGUGCAAAAUGGCAUCGUGUCCCGCGUACACUGCCACAACCAUCACCGAGCAGCCCUGUCCACAAGCGGAAACUUGUACAGGACCACAGUUCCAGUUACAUAAUUUUCGAAGUGCAAACGAAGAGCCUUUGGAAGUAUUGGACGAAGUGCAUUUGGGUUAUGGUGCGGUUGAUGGUCAUGUCCGCUUAGUGUCCGGCGAUAUCUAUUCCGGUGCCUUCCUGCGCACUCAGUAUUAUAUGCGGUUGGAGCAUAAGUUUUCCGUCACAUCCAGAAAGACCGGUAUCACCCAUGGUCCCUUUUACUGCCCGACCAAGAACCACUGGAGUAUGAUGGCGGAUGAAGAACACGCAGUGUGCGCUCAAUCCUCUUUCACAAUAUUUAAAAAAAUAAGCGAGGAAGAAGUCUUAUCCCCGGAUGUUCCAAGUAAUCUACUAACAUCUCGCCUUGACGCUGAUAACAGCAUCGACACUCACAACAACCAGGAAAUCCAACGCAUUGUAGGAACGGCAAGGCAGCUGCUGGAGCACGAAAUACCAUUUAAAUAAGCACUUUUCCCGUAUGAAUGUGUCUAUGCUAAAUGGUAAUCUAAUAAUUAACAACAGUCUUCCUGAUUGGCAACAAUUUACCAGAGUUAAAGGGCUGAA